GAAGAAUUUAGGAAAUGGGGCUUUUGAAGUUGUAAAUCCUUAAACUCAGCAUUUGCCAAAUCUCAGAUUAAACCAUCCACUACAUAACUCAGUCUCUCCUAAAUCACCAAUACAUACAACACAGCUUCAUUCGAGAACCGAAACGAAAACGAAAACGAAGAUGACACUUCAAACUACCGAUAUCACUGAGGAACAAGUCAUCAUUGCCUUUCAUUCGUUCUUACAAGCAGCAUUAGCCCAAGCUCAUGUAGAAAGGCUUCUAGAUCCAACAAUUUUAACAUCAGCACAAGACGAUAUCCAAAUCAUAGGCCCAUCGAUUUGUCUAUUCUUAGCUGCUUUAAGAACCCAAACCCAACCUCCAUCGAUUUGUACCACUUCCAUCAAAUUAGAUCAAAACAAUUGUCCGAGUUCAUUUAAGAAAUGGUUUACACUUUGGUCAGAAUCGAUACCAGUGAUCAAAUCACUAAACAAAGAUCAUCAGCAUGACUUGGCUAGGAUUAUUUGUGAUCAAGAACCGAUCUCUCAACCUAUUAAUAUUCAACUACCUAUUAUCGCUCGGAAUUUAAGAGCUAUUGCCAUUGAAAUUUCACAGAGACGUACGUUUCAAGAACGGUUCAAUCAAGAUUUAAAUUUUGCACUACAACAUGGUUCUCAGACCAAUAAACCUUUGUCAGCUAAAUAUGUUCCACCUCCAGCUUACGAUGAUCAAGGAGACUCACAUAUAAAUCCUCCGAAUCCGAAAACAAACGUACCACCGUUUUCACCACCUCUACCUACAAGACCCAGACCCACAAGUAAUCCACCGAUGAAUGAUGAUCCGAAUGAAGAACUCUCACCAGAACAACAAUUCAGACUUGCAAUCAUUCGAGAAACGAUUUAUGCUUCAUUGACCGAUAUACUUUAUUCGACCCCAACGAUUUAUAAGAAACUAGAGUCCGAAGAGAGUACAGAUGGAGAAUUAUCAAGAUCAUAUUUUGCUGCACUUUGUUUAGCAUUAUUAGAUGUUUCAAUCAACCGAGUCAAUACAGACGAAGAAACAGUAGAAGUCGUUAAACUUGAUGCUUCUCAACACUUUACAAGUUUGAAAUUAAAUGAUUGUCCAAAUCGAUUGAAACCAUUAAUGUUUGAACUGAUUAGGAUUGGCAGUCUUACCCAACAUUUAAUGAAUGAAGAUACAAGAAUGGCCAUCAUUAAUGCUUCUCAUGAUUCUUCUAAUCAAAAUGAAUUAACUAAAAUUGAACAAUUAAAACUUGAAUUAGAAUUAGGUACCUAUGAAAUCGAACCUGAAUCGGAUGUUAGAAUCGCUUCUAAUGCUAUUAAUACUCUUGGAUUGAAAAUCAGUCAAAUUGAGGCUUUUAGAACACGUGAAGCUCAAUUAUUUGAAAUCCUUGUGCCUACUUUGGCUAAUAGAAAUCAGUAGUCAAAGAAUUCAAACCUAGUAAAAGAAUUCAAUGUUUGAUUCGAUUGGUUUUUCUGUGAGGAAGGAUAAAAGAAGGGACAACACGCUGGUUGGGUUUAUUUAAUUUAUUCAUAUCUUGGAUUGGGCUCUUUUUCCGACUCGUGACUAUUUUCUUUUUUUUCUCCCUUAGAAAUGCUUUGUAUAUAAACAAGAGUUGAUUUUUACACCAUAAGUUGAUGCUCAAUUUUACUUUAUGUUCUUUCAUAUGUAUAGCAAACACACGAUCGUCUUCAUUCUUUGUCUUCUUCAUUCCACCUACUAUUUACAGUUCAUCAAAUACCGGGUUCUUUUUUCUUUCACUUCUACUUUUCACACAGAUUUCUUUCAUAUCUUUGUAACUUGAUCAUAGUUUUCUGUUUACAUUGCUCUGUUUAUCUUUUUCUAGUUAAAUAAUGUUGAUGUAUAGCUUGCUUUUCUGUUCAUUGAAUUGGUUUUUUUUGUUCAAGAAGAAAGUAAAAAAAUGAAUCAAAACCAAAGAUUUUCAUCUU
Melampsora larici-populina 98AG31 is the source of this 1947-nucleotide messenger RNA. RefSeq lists its product as uncharacterized. Lineage: Eukaryota; Fungi; Basidiomycota; Pucciniomycetes; Pucciniales; Melampsoraceae. Bases 161 to 1420 code for a protein of 419 amino acids. The record is from RefSeq and is a predicted model, not a curated record. The transcript is spliced from 5 exons.